UGGUGUCGUCCCAAUACAGGUUAUUCCAGGAAGAUUUUUUUUUUAAUUUUUAAUAGCUCAUAUCAAAAUCGGCAGUAGGUCCUCCCAGCUGGAUCGCCAAUGACCUUUGACACAGCCUCCAAUCACUGUAAUAUGUAGGGAUUAAUUAGGACCUGGUGAGCUUGUAAGCCCCUUGAGCAAGAGGCCAGAGCUUGUGUUCAUCCCCAUGGACCCAAGUCCACAGAAAGCUGAGAUUCUUCUCUUUUCUCAUUAUUGCCUGCUUCCUCUUUCUCAUUAAGGGACCUGUGAUUGGAUUUCCCUUCACACCCACCUCUGAGCACUCAGGUGUCCUAUUUUGUUGUGCUCUGAGGCGGAUGCUCCUUUCCUUCCAGGUGUCCGGCCUUUUCCGAGUUGAGGGCAGUUAUGAAACCUGCUCCCCAGAUUCUCUCACCCUGGAGGACGGUGACUUGGUGCAGUUUGUACAGGAGGGAGAAAAUGGACAGUGGUUAGUCAAGAAAUUGGUUUCUGAGAAAAGUGACUGGGUACCCUCCAGUCUCCUUCAUCCUGCAGGGUUAGAUGGUGACCAGCUUCAUAAAAAUAGUAACACAGACACAUAUCCCAGUUCCCGUGACCAAGGGCUAACAGAUUCAGAAAGGAAGGAGAACCUUGUGCAGAGACUAUCGGCUGCACAGAAGGCUGAGAGCUGAGUCUGCCCGCCGCUCUGCCCGCUCAUCUCUUACCUUUGGUUUUGCUUUGGACAUUUGCCUCCCCUUCCCCUUCCCAACCCCACUCUCUUUCUCCUGGACACUG
Molecule: messenger RNA, 789 nt
Organism: Antechinus flavipes (yellow-footed antechinus)
Lineage: Eukaryota; Metazoa; Chordata; Mammalia; Dasyuromorphia; Dasyuridae
Product: guanine nucleotide exchange factor DBS-like
Exons: 3
Coding region: 354-686 (110 amino acids)
Molecular function (GO): protein binding
Source: RefSeq, a predicted model, not a curated record